Chaetomium globosum CBS 148.51 is the source of this 2745-nucleotide messenger RNA. RefSeq lists its product as uncharacterized. The record is from RefSeq and is a predicted model, not a curated record. Bases 1 to 2745 code for a protein of 914 amino acids. Lineage: Eukaryota; Fungi; Ascomycota; Sordariomycetes; Sordariales; Chaetomiaceae. Gene Ontology annotation, molecular function: DNA binding; DNA-binding transcription factor activity, RNA polymerase II-specific; zinc ion binding. Gene Ontology annotation, biological process: regulation of DNA-templated transcription; DNA-templated transcription. The transcript is spliced from 4 exons.
AUGCCCCAAGCCCGCCCUCCCAAACGGCCCAGCGACGACGGCGAUGGGCCAGCCGAUGCUGUCUCGGCGCCCAAGGUGAAACUGGCGCGUCUCGAGCGUGGGCCAGAAGAGUUUUCCAAUGUUGUAAAGAGCAAGCUGCAGUCGUACACACGCACUGGGCAAGCGUGCGAUCGGUGCAAGGUUCGCAAAAUCCGUUGCGACGCCCUCGCCGAAGGCUGCUCGCACUGCACCACUCAAAACCUCGAAUGUUAUGUCACGGACCGCGUCACCGGCCGCACCGAGCGGAGAGGCUAUCUGCAACAACUCGAGCGCGAGAAGGGUGCCAUGCUCCUUCACAUCCGCGGCCUCGAAAAACUGCUAGAGAACAACGGUGUCGAAGUAAGGCCGUGGCAGUUCCCCGGGUAUACGACCACGUACCCGCCAGAUAUCCCCUGCGACCACCUUGGCGUUCCCGACCCGUCUUUCAAAAACCAAUGGCAACAGGUCGGCUUGGUAUGGGUGAAGAACAACCCCCAAAAGGCACCAUCCAACGGCAGCAGUACCCACACGCCAUGGUCGAUGCUCGCGUCUAGGCCGAAAGACAGCUAUUUGGGAGUGUCCUCGGACAGCGCGCCUCUUAGCUCCAUCAAGGGGACGACUCUGUCCAUCCUCGGGACCACCAUCGACCUCACUUGCUUUGAUGCCCCGGACAUUGAUGAGCCUCCUCCUGGAACCCCGAUCGGCUCGCCGCUCUACAACAAGUCCGUUAUGGCCCUGCUCCAAUCAUGCCUCAACAUCAAUCCCCCGCAGCCCAAUGUCGAACUGCCCUCCAGAAAUGAUGCGUUUACAUAUGCCGAGUGGUAUUUCCUCAUGGUCUGGCCAUUCCUUCCAAUCCUACACAAACCGUCCUUCCUUCGACUUUUGACAAGCAUUUACGACGACCCGACCUUCAAGCCGACGGUACCGGAGCUGGUCGUUGUGCACAUGGUUUUCGCCACCAUCUACUUCCAGUACGGCGUUAGAAACCAAGAGGAGCCCGAGAAGCACGCCCAACUCAACGAACUGUCCAACAAGCAUUAUCAUUGGAGCUUGAACAAAUUCUUUGACCUCGCCACCUCUCAGGCGGUGACGGCUGUCCAGGCCCUGGCCAUGAUUGUGGCGCAUACUCGAAACUUUCCUAAACCCGAGUGCUCCUUGACCGUCGCCAGCUACGCGUUUGGCAAAGCGAUCGAGAUGAACCUUCACAGAGCUGUCAAGAUACCGGGUGGUGGGACAACGAUAGACAACGAAGUGCGCAAGAGAGUCUGGUGGACCAUCGUCGCCAUCCUGUGCACCUUGAAUGGCCGGCUUGGCCGCCCGAUGCCCAUAUCAGUAGAGGAGUUUGACGUCGACUUUCCUCUCGCGAUCAACGACGAGUACAUUGGAGAGGAAGGGAUAUUGGACCCUUCCAAGAUCGGCCAUUGCAACUACAGUGUUGGCCUGGCAGGUUUCAAAGUCACGCCUCUCUACAUCGAGAUGUAUUCCAAGAUCUAUAGCGUGCGGCGCGACCCAAGCAAGUACAUUCAGGUGGUCAACCAACUCGAGGAAGCGCUGCACAAUAUUGUGGACGAGCUCCCCGACGAGCUGAAACUGGAUAAGUGCCAGCCCGCGAGCCAAAUAUUCGCGCUGUACACUCAAGCAUUCUGUCUCGAAUUCACCCUCUGUCUCAGGCACCCCUCCGUUUGUCUGGCUGAUGAGGCCAAAAUUUGCACCGAAAACACUAGGAUCUGCGAGGAAACGGCUCGGCAGCUUCUCAAAGUGGUCGGGUCACUGUUCAAGUUGAAGUCAUUGGACACAACAUGGUAUCAGCAAGCGGUUUACGUGGGCGCCAUUUUCUCGACACUUGUGGCACACUGGCAACGGCGCCACGAAACGACGGCGUUUGAGGUUGCCGCUCUUCGUGAAGACAUGUCCCUGUGGUUGAACAUUAUUGGAGAAAUAGGACGGCUCCUAGGUACCGGUAAUCGUCUCGCAACCGAAAUAGGCGCCAUCAUCGAGCGGACGAUCAACUGGAUCGAGCAAGACAUGGGUCGUAAGCCCGGGUCACCAGCCGCCCAGACUCCCAUCAAGCAGCAAUCUCCGUCAUAUCAACAAGGCGCGAAGUCGAAACAAACACACAACGCACUGGUGCCCGGCGGUGCCGCGACCACCAACUCUGAGCAAUGUAACAACAGUGGCACUACGAACGGAAACUAUUACGACUCCAGCGUGGCUACCCCCGCCACCACUUACCCGCCUCUCAGCUACGGCGAUCAGGCCGCUGGCGGGGUUGCGGUUAGCCAGAGCAGUAACGGAGCAGUCGGCUCGACCGACGGGGCUCAGUAUCUCUACGCAGCAGCGUCCGCAGCGGCGGCAGCAACGGCAUCGAGUGCGACGGCGGCGAUGGAGCAAGCAGCAGCGGCACAAAACCCUUUGAUUGCCUUCGCCUCACAGGCGACGCAGCAUGUUGCCGGGCAGGCGGCAGAUAACUGGCCCACGCAGGCCCCGAUGAUGACACACAAUGCAGCUCCGACGAACACAUGGCAAGACUGGACAAAUGCCAUCCAAGACACCCAAGACCGGUAUAGCGCCAACGCCCUUCUCACGCUCAACUCUGGACGGCCGGGUGAGGUUGGCGCCGGCGGGGUCGUUGACCACGUCAACCAAGGCGAUGCAAUGGCAAGCGGACAUACAGGACAGUGGCCACUCCUACUAUUCCAUGAUGGCUCUGGUGUGAGCGGUCCAUGA